UAAAAGUAGAGCCAUAUUUACAAUAAUGUCCUUUCUUAUGAACAAAUUCACUUACAAACCCCUCGAUCAGAAUAAAGUAAAAUAAUGAUCCUUGUCCUAUCAAUAUUGGAGACCUCUCUCUGCGACUCUGCCCCCCCUCCUCCCCUCUCUCUCUCUCUGAGGCUCUGAGUUUGUAGAGCUUAGAAAGACUCCAUUUUCCUCUUGUAGCUAGGACGUCAAUCGAUUAGAAUCAGAGGAAACUGAAAAACAAUCAAUAGUUCUUGCAAAAAAUGGAUCAUUCGUUAUGGGAGCAUUUACCGCUAUUGUUGAGGUCGAACUCUAAAGAAUCGGUCGAGUACAUUCUACAGAGUCUAUGGAGAACUCGGAAGACUGGUCUCGACCCCGCCGAGCGCCAUAUCAUCGGAGAAAUACUCCAACUUCCAAAUGACAGUGACCUCGACCCCCUUUUGGUAUGCCUCCGUGUAUUGAUCCGGAGGUGUGCUUAUGAAAAUGUUAAUAAGGAUGAGAUUCAAAAACUCUUUCCUCCUGAGGUCUCACCUGAACUACAAAGACUUCUAAUACUUUUGCUGCAAAAGUUUCAAAGGGAGUGGAGGGAUGAUGCACUCAAGGAUCAGGUUACUAUACCACGUUUGAAGGCAAUGACAUGGAAUAUGGCAAAUCAAGACAUAGAAUUGACUGACCCUGUUGCUGUUAUUAAUUUGAAGCUUCAGGAUGAUACACAGUCUCUCCAAGGAGAAUCAGAUGUGAAGUUCCAAUUGACAAAAGAUACUCUAGAAACAAUGUUGAGGUCAAUGUACUAUAUAAGAGACCAGUUAUCUGGCAUGGAGGAGAAUUCAAAUGGACAUCUUCAAGCCCAUGAAACUAGUACGGUAUAGUCCAUAGGGAUUCUUCAACUAGAAGGGUAUGUGUCUAGUCACAGAAUUAGCUAAUGAACACAGAUUUCAUUAUCUAAGAGAUCCAUCAAGCUAACAGUGGAACACUGAAUCAUCUAAAUGUGUGGACAGUCAGAGGUUGCAAGUUCUGGUGAUGCAUUUUAUAGUGCUAAAAAUAGAUUAGUAAUGUAUCACUCAAUUCUUUCUGUGACGUCUGGAAUAGUUUAUCAUUCACAAGUUUGCAAAUUUUGAUGAUACUUUUUCCUGGUUUCUAAACUAUCAAUGCUUAGCACUUCAACUGUGCAGCUCCACUGGCAUGUGCUAUUUUCUUGUUGAUCAAGUUAGUAAUACCACUUGACUUCUCCAUUCUCAUAUGACAAUUUGGACACCAUACAACUGCAUUUUCUUUUAUGAUUUAUAAUGAUAUUCUAUUCCUUGAGGAAUUGCAAUUAGCUGGAUGCUUAUUUGGUUAAUUUAA
Molecule: messenger RNA, 1350 nt
Organism: Nelumbo nucifera (sacred lotus)
Lineage: Eukaryota; Viridiplantae; Streptophyta; Magnoliopsida; Proteales; Nelumbonaceae
Source: RefSeq, a predicted model, not a curated record